CCGCACCACUUAAAUACCGAGGGCCGUGGUGAUUCAGCGCCGGUCUCACUUCAAGCUGACAGCUCGCUUAGUUCGUCCUGCCUCAACUGCAGAAGACUCACUCCUCUCUUUUCCUGCUUCCUCUUUGACAAGCAACAGCAAAAAGAUUCACGAUGCCUCAUCAAUACCCCUUCCUCACCACAGAGCAGAAGAAGGAGCUCUCUGACAUCGCUCAGAGAAUUGUCGCUCCAGGCAAAGGCAUCCUGGCAGCUGACGAGUCCACAGGCAGCAUGGAUAAGCGCAUGGCUCAGAUCAACACCGAGAACACGGAGGAGAACCGUCGGUUCUACCGGCAGAUUCUGUUCAGCGCGGACGACCGCGUGAAGCCCUGCAUCGGGGGAGUGAUCUUCUUCCACGAGACCCUGUACCAGAAGACGGACGCGGGGGUGCCCUUCUCCAAGUUCAUUAAGGACAAGGGUGUGGUCGUGGGGAUCAAGGUUGACAAGGGUGUCGUUCCUCUGGCUGGCACUAAUGGAGAGACUACCACCCAAGGUCUGGACGGGCUGUACGAGCGCUGUGCUCAGUACAAGAAGGACGGCGCUGACUUUGCAAAGUGGCGCUGCGUGCUGAAGAUCACCUCGACCACACCCUCCCGCCUCGCCAUCAUCGAGAACGCCAACGUGCUCGCCCGCUAUGCCAGCAUCUGCCAGAUGCAUGGUAUUGUCCCGAUUGUGGAGCCGGAGAUCCUGCCCGACGGAGAUCAUGAUCUGAAGCGCAGUCAGUACGUCACGGAGAAGGUUUUGGCUGCAGUGUACAAGGCGCUGUCUGAUCAUCACGUCUAUCUCGAGGGGACUCUCCUCAAACCCAACAUGGUGACCGCCGGUCAGGCCUGCACCAAGAAGUACAGCGCCCAGGAGAUCGCCAUGGCAACCGUCACCGCCCUGCGCCGCACCGUGCCCCCCGCAGUGCCAGGUAUCACCUUCCUGUCUGGUGGGCAGAGUGAGGAGGAUGCUUCCAUCAAUCUGAAUGCCAUCAACCAGUGCCCCCUGCCCAAGCCCUGGGCCCUCACCUUCUCCUAUGGGAGAGCCCUGCAGGCGUCCGCUCUCAAAGCAUGGGCUGGGAAGAAGGAGAACGCCAAGGCAGCCCAGGAGGAAUAUAUCAAGAGAGCGCUGUGCAACAGCCAGGCUUCCCUUGGCAAGUACGUCGGUACAGGUGAUAAGGGAGCUGCAGCCAGCGAAUCACUGUUCGUUGCUGGCCACGCCUACUAAACAAGCCCCGCCUCCCGACAAUGUCAUAAUCCACUGAGACCCCGCCCACAAACUCCCAACAUUGAAACGAGGGUCGAAUAACCGGCCAAUCGUGUGCCUCCGUCUCUGUGUGUUUACAGCUGUAAUGUUGUAGUUUUUUUCCUUGUGAGUUGUUGGUGAUUUAUAACAUCCUGUCUCAGUAAACACGGUUUAAACAUGGUUAUCAUUCGAGAACUAGUGGUGUCGUCUGUGUUUCUGUGUGUCAAAGUAUUACAUCGAAUUGAAAAUGCCAAAUAAAGGAUAUCUGACAGAUCUAUACAAAUCAAA
Messenger RNA from Acipenser ruthenus (sterlet), 1553 nucleotides. Its product is annotated as fructose-bisphosphate aldolase A-like. Lineage: Eukaryota; Metazoa; Chordata; Actinopteri; Acipenseriformes; Acipenseridae. Gene Ontology annotation, biological process: glycolytic process; fructose 1,6-bisphosphate metabolic process. Gene Ontology annotation, molecular function: fructose-bisphosphate aldolase activity. Gene Ontology annotation, cellular component: cytosol. The transcript is spliced from 9 exons. Bases 153 to 1247 code for a protein of 364 amino acids. The record is from RefSeq and is a predicted model, not a curated record.